Amphibalanus amphitrite is the source of this 5311-nucleotide messenger RNA. Its product is annotated as mucin-5AC-like. Bases 751 to 4260 code for a protein of 1169 amino acids. Lineage: Eukaryota; Metazoa; Arthropoda; Thecostraca; Balanomorpha; Balanidae. The transcript has 7 exons. The record is from RefSeq and is a predicted model, not a curated record.
AGAACGCGGUCAGCCUCGCCCCGGAGGCCGGCCGGCGAGCGCACCAAGCCGGCCGCGCCGGACCUACCUGUCACGGUCGCCGCUGAAUGUGGUCCAGCCGCACCGCCGCGACCCCGCUCUCCCAACUCCGGGCCCAGAACAGCACUGGUACGGGCCGGCGAGCCGGCCGGCCGGCCGGACCAGUAGCCUCGGGGAGCCGCCGCCGCGCCGACAGCGACAUCUAUACGGGAGUUUGGUGGGCUGCAGAGGGUGGUAGUUGAGGUGGUGGUGCCGGGUAGACGGCGCUCUCGAUCUGCUUUGUGUGCAGGAAACGUCCAGGGAACCGUCCCUGCUUCCGGUAUAUCGGAAGUAUCUCGGAAGCGACGCCUUGGAUUUCGGUGAUAAUCAAAGUCCUAAGAUGUUGGUUACGUCUUCCCAGCAGACCGGAGAUGCUUUCUGCAGUGGCGGGACUCUGCGGCACGCGGCGCGCCCUCGGCCACCGCCAGAGACCGACACGGGCUGGCAGUUUCACUUUUGGCUGGAGCGCUCCGCACGGUGGGCCUUCAGUACUGUCCGGACGGCCGACAGGAGAGCACGGACCGCUCCUCAGCACCCAGUGACGUCAGAGAACGGUCACACAGACUCGCCGGUAGCCAGUGACGUCAGAGGCUCAGCAGCGGAUCGCUGCGACAUGUGCUUGUGAAGAAGCUGUGGAAUUCGACAACGGAGAGUCGGCUCAAACGAGUGAUAAAUCAUCGAACUAAGAAGAAGAUGAAGCCACUCUGUGCGACCAUUGCCAUUGUAGUGGCUCAUCUGUGCUGCAUCGUCACCGCCGACGCAGAUGCUCGGCAGCCCAAGGGAGUGAUCGGACAGUUGAACACGCUGAUUGUCGGCCCUGAUCACUUCGAACCGCACUACACAACCUCCGCCACGCCGGCGGUGACCCGGACUCGUCAAAAGGUCACCUCUGCGCCGCCGCCGACCACCGACCAGCCGAGUGUCGAAAGAAAAACAGAGUUCGCAACAAAGACCAUCUAUGGGUUCCUGGAUUUCAUCACCACUGUCGGCGACACAGUCAUGGUGUUUACACCCAACUCGAAGACGCAAGACUCAAAACGACAGUCGAGCACCGUGUCACCCGGUCCGUCGGUGACCGCCCUCCACCGUCUGUCACCAUCCGCCGUCUCUGGGUCACCCCAGCUGACCUCUGCCGCCCCCGGUGACCCCGUCCCCAACACCCCUCGUCCGGUGACGACAGAAGCGCUGUUCGCCACUCCAGCUGCGCUCAGUCUGGAGAGCUCCUUCGAGAACUCGUUCGACAGCGCCUUCGGCAGUGUCCGUCCCGCCACUAACCGGUGGUCUGCGGUGCGGCGUCGUGGACCUCAGACACAGAGGCGAGCACCGCCGCCGUCCCGGGUACAGCCGACCCCCAAAACGGCGCCCACGCUCGAUCAAGGUCCUUUCCAGCCGAUGGCCCCGCACCCGACACUCGUUCCCAUUCUGAUCGAGGCCACCGCCACGCCUACCGUCCAGAUCCCACCCGAGACGAGAGUCUCGCUCAGACAUAACGUCGGUUACAGAGUGAAACAGCGGCCCAGCCGACGGCCCACGACCGCACCGUUCAGGCUGGAUUUCCAGUCACCGCCUACCCCACCACCAACCCCGGAGCCAGUGGAGACUCCUACCCCGGGUCGGCUGGUGCUCUCAUCGAUUGACGUUCGUCCCACCGGCCUGGUGACAACCUUCGGGGGCACAGAUGUCACUGGUAUCCUAACCACCGUCCAUACCACCAGCGUCAUCGGCACCUACAUCCGCGGGAGAUACGCCCAAGUCCUUCAGUCCAGCAGCACCAUCUUUUCAUCAAAAGCAGUUCAAAGAACCAUUCAGCCUUCCGCCAGACAGACUGCGCAUCUGAGCGCCACCGCAGCUGAAGGAGCUUCAUCCGCUCCACCGGCGCCGCUGGAGUCGGACAUCCUACCUCUGGAGAAACUCUUCGGAGGUCUGGACGGUGACGAGGGAGGCGGAGCUGAGAGUGUGUUCGCCGACCUGGUGGCGGCGGGUUCGCGUCCUUCCAGAGAGGUGGUGGUGGCUCCGUCCCGGCCGUCUCGGUUCACUCUGAGGAGGAGAGGGUCGCCGUCACGACUGCCAACCUCCAGUUCCAGUUCCAUUCGUCGGAGGCAGAAGAAGGAGGAGGAGAAGGAGGAAGAGACGACCACCCUGCCGCCCAGACGGUCCUACUCCAGCGGAAGGAUCAGGAAUAGGAGCCGCGGCCCGUCGGCGUCCGAGCGACGCAAGCAGCAGCUGCUAGAGAAGCGUCGUCAGAAGCUCUCCGAGGAGGAGCCCACUCCGACCGCCGCCUCCCUGCUGCAGCGGCCUCGCCAGAAGAAGGCCGAGCCGAUCCCCCGACAGUCGUUCGGCUCCAGGACUUCGCAGCGACCCGAGCGAGCCCGCGGGAGUCAGAGGUACACCAGCAGCCGCGACUCGCAGCCCCAGUACUCAGAGAGACUGAGCUACCCGCAGGCGGCCGGCAGCAUCGUCCGGCCUCAGUACGCAGACAGGGAGAGUACGACAUCGUACGAGGACCUCCGGGCGCAGUAUUAUGAUACUCGAGACCAGUAUAAGGAUACUGUCAGCCAGCGGUAUGAAAGCACCAGGCGACCACAGCAGCAGGAGUACCAGGAUACCAGACAACAGUACCAGGACCCGAGGCAGCAGUACCAGGACUCGAGGCAGCAGUACCAGGACCCCAGACAGCAGUAUCAGGACAUCAGACAGCAGUACCAGGAGCCGAUCACCAGGAGGCCGCUGCAGUCCUCCCGUCUGCGUGUGACCCAUCCUCCGCUGACACAGCCCACUCCCCGCCCCAGGACCCGGCUCACCCGUCCAACCCGUCCACCGACCACCGAGCCUCCCACCCCUCCUCCCACCCAGCCCACUCCUCAGUACGUGGACGAGCUCUACGGUCCCGCAGACUACUACUAUGACUACGUGGACUACGACGCCGUCCCCACCACGGAGGAGACCGUCGCGCCAACCACAGUCUCAGGAAACAGUAACGGAGACGAGACUCAGAUCCUCGCGGUCAGCACUUUCAGGCCAGAGGGAGCCACUGACUUCUAUCAAGAGAUUACGACGUUGAAGACGUUGAGGCACAUCUCGCUAGGUCGCUACACCAACAGCCAGUGGAUCACGAAGACGCAGACGCGGACGGUGGAGGUAGAGCCGACCAUCGCGCCCUCCCCAUCUCAGGUCAUACCUCCUUCUUCGACCCUAACGCCAUCUGUGCUUCUCGUCGCCACCACCACCACGACUCCGAGACCCGAGAUCGAGAACCUCCUCGGUUCCCCAAGCGAAGCACCUGCCGUCAUGCUUCCUCCGGUACACCUGGACCCGAGCUCUCCCAGCCUUCCACUUCACACCAUGACUGAGACGUACAGCACCACACAGCUGGUGCUGAAGUCGUCAGUGAUCCCGCUGGUGAUCGCAGACAACACGAGAUCUUUCACCAUCACCCAGACCUACCAUGUGACGCGUGUCGUCACCGCGCUCAAGACCAUGCCACCUGUGGAGCUGUUCGACGAGCGUUCGGCACUGUCGGAUGCGCAGUUGGAGGGUUCGCAUUCUACCAACCAUCUGGAUAUCGAUGGAUUCCCCGAGGCGGAUAGUCUGGAAAGCAUUGGAGGAAGGUUUGAUCCGGACCUUCUCGAGAAGAGCACGCAUCCGGAGAUGCUGGCGCUGCAUGGCAGUCAGGACAAACCAGCGACAGAGGAGGCGAAGCCUGCGACUCAGGCGACUGCUGAGGCGACGCCAGUGGCGACCCCGUCAGGAAACCCGGUGAUAGCGCCCGCUCCAGUAGCCACCCCAGCUCUGCCAGCUCUUGGCAGCAGCUCGUCUCCCCUAGACCAGAUGGGGCAGCUCGGUCAGCUGGCGCAGCUCAGCCAGCUGGCCCAGCUGGGUCAGACAAACCAGCUGGGCGGGUUGGGGCAGCUGUCCCCGCAGCAGCUGCUGUACCUGCAGCUGCUCAGCCCGUACCUCGCACAGCUGAACCCGGCGGCGGCAGCAGCGCAGGCGGCGACAGGACCACGUACGGUCGUCUCUUCUUCACCAGUGUUUGUCACCACGACUGUCACCAACACCAACCGGCGGCCGGUGGUGGUGACGUUCCGCGCGACACCAUCCACCGCUUACAUCACCAGCACCACAGUGGUGUCGACGGUGCUGACGUCGUAUGUCACCAGUACUAUGACCAUGGCGCCGGCACAGCCCUCCUUCUUCGGGUAGGAGCGCCGGUUUAGCGCGAAGUGCUGCUAAAGACUACGCCACUAUGACGUGCCGUUUGCCGACUCGUCUGUUUCCAAAGUAAAAACUCAAGCUGGAUGACUUGAUGAUGCGAGGUGCGCGUAAGAAGUGCGUAUUUAGUGCUUGCUGCGCCCUCGUGAACAUUUAAGCAUCGGUAAACCGAUGUUCGGGUGCAUGGAAUGACAUUUACGAGCUCAGAUGUGUUCAUAGACAGUUUGCAUCAGCUCGGAGAUGCUCAAGAGCAAACCGGAAGCGCUCCAACAGACAUCGGGUCAAGAGUGCUCUGACGGAGACACAGUCUGCUUGGAACCUUUUCAAUCAGCCUGGUGGGGAAUCCAUAGCGGGAAAUGACCUUCAGAGCAGGGAUUCAAACGAUCGUUGCGUUCAAGUUUGUCAGGCUUGCUUGUUGUCCCAAGCAAAGGGACACCGAAGUGACAAACGAGCACAUCUAACGUGAAAUGUGACAGUAUCGCGGAUUCGCGAGAGCCCUCUGUGUCUCUACAAAUAAGGCGUUUGGUGACGCGACGGAAACAAUUCUUCACUCUGAGCAUUCUUGCCGUGUUCGAUGCGGCUCCGUGAGCCUACGUGGACUCUUGAGUGGGGAUUGUGUAUUAUGAGGUGAAAAGGAAAUGUUGCUCACAUGCAGUGAGUGUACUGUUACCAUCUCAAGUCGUCUUAUAUGGUGCGUACUGCGUAGUUCACCUGUUACGACUACAACAAAUAUGUAAGUUAGUCUUAUGAAUGAGACGUUGAUCGUAUUGUAUUAGUUUCGUUGUAAAUGCAUGGGAGAUCUGAAUGAUGAUAGACCAUUGUCUUAGGAACCAAGCAGGAUUUUUCAGCUUUCCUGUGUAAUUUGUGCAGGCUUAUUUCAGUAGACGUUGAAGCUAUGGACGUUGAUAGGAAGAUCUUGGUAGCGAGGCACAGUUUUAAAGGGAAACAUUACAAUGUUAGUUCCUCUACGUGUCUCUUUCGCUGUUUUGUAUCUUGUGAUAUGCCAUUGAUGUAGUGAAAAUAUAAGACGGUGACAAUCAAA